Ilex paraguariensis (yerba mate) is the source of this 3594-nucleotide messenger RNA. The record is from the annotation of a GenBank genome assembly. Lineage: Eukaryota; Viridiplantae; Streptophyta; Magnoliopsida; Aquifoliales; Aquifoliaceae.
AUGAUUUUCCAAGCUUAUGCAAGCUGGAACAACCUUAGUGAUGUCCAUGAAUCAUGUCGAGAUAAGGAAGCAGUUUCUACAACUACAGGAGGAAGACCUAUCAUUGAUGUUCAUCACAUAAGAAGUUAUGUUAUCCCGCAGAAUAAACUUGGUCAGGACAUUUUUAUCAGAGCUGCUGAAACCAGGGGACUGCAAAAUGUAAUUCAGAUGCCAUCUGGAGAUAUGAAGCCUCUAAAAGUUCCAGUUUUGAAGAAUAUGCUAGAGUCCCACUUGAAGGGAAAUCUUUACAAGAAACUCAGACCAAUGGUAACAAUCAUCAUUGCAGAUGCAGAGUUUCCAAGGGUGGAAGGGUUGUCAUCUCAUCAGUAUGCUGUUACAGUCCGUCUUACUCUAGACCAGAAUCUCCCAAGUGGAUCGCUUUUGAAUCAGCAAAGUGCACGCACGUGUGGUACCGACUCGCCUAAUUGCGCAUCUUCUGAUCUCAAAUUUGUGAUCUGGAAUGAAAUGUUCUUCUUUAAAGUUGAUUCUCUGGACUGCUGCGUGGUGGAAUUUGUUGUAACUGACAUGGGGAGGGGGGAAGGUGAUAUUGUUGGAUACUUCUCUGCUCCUUUGAAGCAAAUUGCUGACACCCAAGACAACUCAUAUUCAUAUAAUCGUUUAAGUGGAUUGAAAUGGCUACCUUUGUCCUCAUUGGAAUCCAGGACAAUUACCCAAGGAAAUAAAGAUAAAAACUCAUAUGGGAAAAUAAGAUGUGCAGUUAUCUUAUCACCCAGGUUUGAAGUUGAAAACGGUGAUCAGUGUUUUGGUGGGAGCAGCAAAUCUGGUUUUAUACAGAUUAGUCCCACAAGUGAAGGGCCUUGGACGACAGUCAGGCUGAACUACGCUGCACGUGCUGCUUGUUUGCCAUUUGGCAAGGAUGUUGUCGCCAGUGAAGUAACUGCAAAGGAUGGAAACAGAUAUGUAACAAUUAGAUCUCUGGUUUCGAUUCGUAACAACACUGAUUUCAUACUUGAUUUGUGCCUCAAGCUCAGAGCUUCCAGUGAAAACAUGAUGUCACUAGAUGCUGCAGGAAGGGAAAUGCAAUUGGAUGGUAACCAAUUUGAGACAGAUGAGUUCUUUGAAACUCAAAAGUAUAACCCAACAAGUGGCUGGGUUGGUGUUUCAGUUCACACUAAUUUAGACUACCCCGAUGAUGAUGGAUCUCAUCAAGGAGCUUUGGGAGUUGAGUUGCCAUCAGGAUGGGAAUGGGUUGAUGAUUGGCAUAUAGAUAAGACUUCUGUUAACACUGCUGAUGGGUGGGUUUAUGCGCCAGAUUUUCAAAGUUUAAAGUGGCCUGAAUCAUACAAUCCCUUAAAAUUUGUAAACUAUGCAAGGCAAAGAAGAUGGAUCAGGGAUAGGAAACGGGUACCAGGGGAUGUCAAGCCACAAUUAUUUUUUGGGCCAUUGAAACCCGGAGAAACUGUAUCUCUUCCUCUUACAGGUUUGACCGAAUCUGGAUUGUAUAUUCUUCAGUUGAGGCCUUCGAAUCUGAAUAAUAAUAACGAAUAUGCAUGGAGUUCUGUAAUGGAUAGACCUGAUCAGUCGGAGGAUAUUGGUAGACCUAAACAAAACUCUGAAAUAUGUGUCUCAUCCCUCACUGAAUCUGAGAAACUUUUUUAUUGCUCUGAAGUUAUUGGAAGCACAUCAAAUAGAUCACAUGGAAUGUGGUUCUGUGUGGCCAUACAAGCAAUGGAGAUUGCAAAGGACAUUCAUUCUAAUUCCAUUGAGGACUGGAAACUUGUGGUGAAAGCUCCUCUAUGUAUUACCAAUUAUCUUCCUUUUACAGCUGAAUAUUCUGUUCUUGAGAUGCAAGCCAGUGGUCAUUUUCUUGCUUGCUCCAGUGGAGUAUUUAAUCCAGGCGGGACUGUAAAGGUUCAUAAUGCUGACAUAAGAAACCCUUUGUUCUUUUCGCUACUUCCACAAAGAGGAUGGCUGCCAAUCCAUGAGGCUGUUCUCAUAUCCCAUCCCAGCCGAGUUCCAUCAAAAACAAUUAGCUUAAGAAGUUCAAUAUCUGGAAGGAUUGUUCAAAUAAUUCUUGAACACAAUCAUAACAAAGAAAGCCAACUGCAGGCGAAGAUUGUGAGAAUCUAUUCUCCUUAUUGGUUUGCAAUUGCUAGAUGUCCAUCACUCACCUUAAGACUUAUAGAGAUGGCAGGGAGAGAGCCAACAAGGAAGAUUUCUCUCCCUUUCCAUUCCAAGAAGUAUGAUGACGUAAUUCUUGAGGAAAUCACUGAAGAGGAAAUUUAUGAUGGUUAUACGAUUGCUUCUGUAUUGAACUUGAAAUUGCUGGGUCUCUCAGUCUCUGUUGCACAAUCUGGCAAGGAACAUUUUGGGCCAGUUAAAGAUCUUUCUCCACUUGGCGACAUGGAUGGAUCACUUGACAUUUGUGCCUACGAUGAUAAUGGAAAUUGCAUACGGCUUUUUAUAACUUCAAAGCCGUGCCCCUAUCAAUCUGUUCCGACAAAGGUGAUUUCCAUCCGACCAUUUAUGACGUUUACCAAUAGACUUGGACAAAACAUUUUUGUGAAGUUAGGCAAUGAAGAUGAGCCAAAGGUUCUGCGCAUGUCUGAUGCACGAGUCUCCUUUGUAUACCGUGAGACAGGUGGAUCCAGUAAACUUCAGGUGCGAUUGGAAGAUACAGAAUGGUCAUUUCCUGUUCAAAUCAUGAAGGAGGACACCAUAUUUCUUGUUUUGAGAAAGCAUGAUGGUACAUGGAGAUUUUUGAAGACAGAAAUCCGAGGCUAUGAAGAGGGAUCACGUUUUAUUGUUGUAUUUCGCCUCGGAUCAACAAAUGGUCCAAUUAGGAUUGAAAACAGAGCAAGCAGCAAGAAAAUAAGGAUACGCCAAUCUGGAUUUGGUAAUGACGCCUGGAUUCAGUUAGAACCUCUUUCAACGGCAUGUUUUUCUUGGGAGGAUCCAUAUGGCCAAAAAUUUAUGGACGCGGAAGUCUGUAGUGGCAGUACUACUGCAGUCUGGAGACUUGACUUGAAUAAGUCGGGAAUAUGUCCUUUACGUGAUGGAGGACUAGCUUUACUUUUUCAUGUUGUAGAGAUAGGUGAUGUCAAGGUUGCUAGGUUUGUAGAUGAGAGGACAUUAGGAUUGAGUUCAAAUGACGGAAGCAGGUCUUUAACACAUGAGGGAAAUUGGGUAAAUCCUCGCAUGCAGAGCAAGAUGCCGGAGACUGCAGCUCCUCUGGAGGUUAUAGUAGAAUUUGGAGUUUUGGGGGUUUCUGUUGUGGACCAUAGACCAAAGGAGCUCUCGUACUUGUACCUGGAAAGGGUCUUCAUAUCCUAUUUGACUGGUUAUGAUGGUGGGACAACAAGCAGGUUAGAGCUUCUUCUUGGGUAUUGUUUGCUUUCAUUAUUCCACCUAAAUGUUGGCUUUCUUACCUUGAAAGACUUUGAUAUGACAAUUUUGGACCGUGUUCCAUCUGGGCUGGCUUGUUGGAAUGUAUUUGUGCAGAGAGUAGCAAUACUAUCUGUCAUGACACAUUUUUUAUGUUUGUUGAUGUUCCAAAUGUUAUUGCGCCUGAAGCUGCUGGCUUUAGAGACCUAG